This is a messenger RNA of Trichoderma aggressivum f. europaeum, 1584 nucleotides long. RefSeq lists its product as uncharacterized. Gene Ontology annotation, biological process: positive regulation of transcription by RNA polymerase I; rRNA processing. Gene Ontology annotation, molecular function: protein binding. Lineage: Eukaryota; Fungi; Ascomycota; Sordariomycetes; Hypocreales; Hypocreaceae. The record is from RefSeq and is a predicted model, not a curated record. Gene Ontology annotation, cellular component: nucleolus. The coding region runs from base 1 to 1584 and encodes 527 amino acids. The transcript has a single exon.
AUGGCGACACAAGCGACGCCCUUGCCAAGGGUGAAGCUGGCAUCUGGUCCCGCGCCUUUGACAGCAGAGCAGAGAUACUGGAAGGCGUUCAAGAACCAGCUCCUGAUCCCGUCGCCGACCAAUUUCCCGAUUACUCACGUCUCGAACAGCAACGACUGCUUUGCCGUGACGACAGGCACGCGCGUCCAGAUCUACUCGAGCCGCACCCGCAAGCUGCUCAAGACAAUCACCCGCUUUGGAGAUGUGGCGCGGAGCGGAGAGAUUCGCCGGGAUGGCCGCGUGCUGGUAGCCGGAGACGACACGGGCAGGAUACAGGUGUUUGAUGUGAACUCUAGGGCUAUCUUGAGGACGUGGCUGGAGCACAAACAGCCGGUGUGGACGACGAGAUUCUCGCCCGUGGAGCUUACUACGGUGCUGAGCACGAGCGACGACAAGACGGUCAGGUUGUGGGAUCUGCCCAGCAGCGAGCCUACGAGCACGUUUGUGGGACACUCGGAUUACGUGCGAGCCGGAAGCUUCAUGCCGGGAACCAUGGCCAAUAUGGUGGUGUCUGGAAGUUACGAUUCGACAGUCAAGCUCUGGGAUCCGCGGACAGGGAACAACGCUGCGGUCAUGACGUUCAAGCACGCUGCCCCCGUCGAGAGCGUCCUUCCUCUGCCGACGGGAACGACUGUCCUGGCUGCCGCCGGUAGCGCGGUCAGCGUACUCGACCUCGUUGCCGCACGACCGCUACAUCUCAUCACCAACCACCAAAAGACAGUCACGUCAAUGAGCCUGGCCUCUGGUGGCCGCCGUCUUGUCACCGGUAGCUUGGAAGGCCAUGUCAAGAUGUUUGAGACGACUGGGUGGAACGUUGUCAACAGCUUCAAAUACCAAGCCCCUAUUCUUUCCGUUUGCGCCAUCCCCUCGAGCGACACCUCUGAUGCUGGCGACCGCCAUCUCGCCGUCGGCAUGCAAUCCGGUGUUCUUAGCAUCCGCACACGACUUACCGCCGCCGAGGCCACGCGCGAGCGUGAGCGUGAAAAGGAAAUGGAUGCCCUCGUUGCUGGCACUAUCGAUUCCCUUGACGCGAAGAAGCAGAAGCGCAAGCGCCGCAUCGAAGCCACCAAGCGCCUCGAUCUUCUCGGCGAAGGCGCCGACGUUGUCAUCGCCAAUGAAGGUCGCGCUCACAAGAAGGAGAGACCAUGGCAAUCAGACCUCCGCCACGCUCGCUAUGCUAAAGCCCUCGACCAAGUCAUUGACCGUUCAUCACCCGAGUACGCACCCCUUAACGUCCUUACCUUGCUGCUCGCGCUUCGCCAUCGCAGCGCUGUACGAGAUGCGCUGGAGAACCGCGAUGAGCAGAACGUGCAGCCCGUUCUGAAGUGGGUAUGCGGACACAUUUGCGAUCCCCGCUACGUGAGCAUCUGUGUGGAAGUUGGAAUCCACUUGUUGGAUCUGUAUGCCGAAUACGUCGGUGCUUCAGCAGAGCUACAUCAGGGAUUCAAGACUUUGCACAGGAGAGUCAAGCUCGAGGUUGAGAGGGCGCAGAUAGCCUGCCAGAGCGGAGGAAUGCUAGAGAGCUUGAUGAUGGGGGCGAUAUAA